CUCGGAUAAGUUCAGGAAAGGGCGAUUCAAAAACACGGUCAGGCAGCACAAGGUUAAGUAUUUAAUACAGACAGAGCUUCUCUGUGUCUCAAGUUCUGUGCAUAUGCAUCCACUUUCCCCCUAACAACGAAAAUCUCCAAAACCUUCAUCAUAACAUCAAUAGUUUUCUUGCAUCAGCCAUGCUUUCAGCAACUCUCCCAACCACCAUGAAAGUCCUCCUUCAGUCAGAUCCAGCAUCGAAGACCCUCUUUCUCGCUACCCGACCUCUCCCAGUUCCCGUCCCCAACUCGACAGAGCACCUUAUCCGCGUUCACGCAGCAGCUCUCACAAGCGGAGAGCUCCUCUGGAUGAAGAACUUUCCCCCGCCGGCCUCCGAAACCAAAGGCAAAGAGCUGGUCCCUUGCUACGACAUGGCUGGGACCGUCAUUACCGCCCCUUCAGACUCACCAUUUCAGCCCGGAACUGAAGUAUACGGUCGAACACACUAUUACCGCACUGCCGCUGGUCGAGAAUAUACAAUUUGCGACACGUAUGAGCUGGCUUUCAAGCCAAAGACACUGUCUUUUGUUCAAGCUGCUACGGUCCCGAUGUCCGUAGAAACAGCGUAUCAAGCGCUGUUUGUUCAGGCUCCACUCCAGCCUGUUGCAGGAACGGGAGCAAGGGGGAAACGUAUUUUCGUUACGGCUGGGUCUGGGGCUGUUGGAAUGUGGGUUGUGCAGCUCGCAAAGUGGGCUGGCGCCGAAGUGGUAGCAACAGGUAGCAAAGACAGAUUUGAUUUUGUGAAGUCUCUUGGCGCCUCAGAGGUGUUGGAUUACAGAACUGCCGAUGUGAAGAAGUGGGUAGAAGCUGAAGCUGGCAGACAAGUUGACGUGGUGAUCGACUGCAUUGGUUGGCAAGCUUUGGCGGACGCCUGGUGGGUUGUGAAAGAAGGAGGGACUUUGAUCAGCAUUUUCCAGCCACCGGAGGGAAUGAAACCUGCAGAUCUUCCGACUCGGGAUGUCAAGAACUUGUUCUUUAUCCAAGAGCCGUCGGGAGAACAUGCGGGAAAGGUGGGAAGCUUGAUUGACGCUGGUGGAUUUGUGACGGCGCUGGAUAGCGUGUGGCCAGUUGAGAAGUUCGAGGAAGCGGUUCCGAGGAUGGAAAGCGGGAAGGCGAGAGGAAAGGUUGUAAUUGAAUUUGUUCCUCACGUUUAAAGGUAUAUUCAAAAAGUUUUGCAGUAGAUCAAUGUAACCCUCCU
Molecule: messenger RNA, 1237 nt
Organism: Hyaloscypha bicolor E
Lineage: Eukaryota; Fungi; Ascomycota; Leotiomycetes; Helotiales; Hyaloscyphaceae
Product: putative zinc-binding oxidoreductase
Exons: 2
Coding region: 207-1193 (328 amino acids)
Molecular function (GO): oxidoreductase activity
Source: RefSeq, a predicted model, not a curated record